Molecule: messenger RNA, 1623 nt
Organism: Coccidioides posadasii C735 delta SOWgp
Lineage: Eukaryota; Fungi; Ascomycota; Eurotiomycetes; Onygenales; Onygenaceae
Biological process (GO): protein maturation
Cellular component (GO): cytoplasm
Molecular function (GO): threonine-type endopeptidase activity; beta-aspartyl-peptidase activity; asparaginase activity
Source: RefSeq, a predicted model, not a curated record
AUGGUUUCAGCUUCAUCUGAAGCCAAAGGCAUAUCUGCCAUUUAUGUUCAUGCCGGUGCAGGGUUUCAUAGCCACCAAAGUGAGGAAAUACAUCUAUGGGUUUGCAAUCAGGCGGCUAUCCUUGCUAUGGCCGUUUUAAAAUCCGGAGGCAGCGCUGUGGACGCCGUUGAAGUUGCGGUCAAGUUUCUCGAAGACCACGAGAUUACAAACGCUGGCUAUGGUAGCAACCUUACAAUCAACGGCACAGUCGAAUGCGACGCGACUAUUGUGGAUCACCUUGGUCGUAGCGGAGCAGUCGGAGCAGUUGAGCACGUCAAAAAUCCAAUUACUCUCGCUCGUGUCAUCCUAGACGCAUCCACCAAGCCCUUGGCCUUCAAUCGUGUGCCUCCAAACCUUAUUGCAGGAGCUGGCGCGAUUGAAUUUGCCUACGAGCAGGGAAUAUCAGUCCUUCCCGCAAACUCGCUUGUUUCCAGGGGUGCUCGAGAACGCUGGUUUCGUUGGAACCACGAAUUACAACAACUGGAGCUACAACGCCAGGCGAAAGUGUGGGAUCCUGCCUGCCGUUCUCCUCGUAAAUUAAGUACAGCCAGAGCUUCCCAAGCAUGCGUAGGCUCUAGCCCCAGUUCAUCGCAUCGCUCGAGGCGCAGCGCCAAUUCGCCAAGCAACGUAGGACGUAUGGAUCUUGAAUCGAGCCCCGAUGGCUCAGUUCGAGAAAAUCUUGUCUGCGAGAUGGAUGUGGACACUGAUGCGGCUAUUAGCACCAUAGUUGAUCGUAAUUUGCCGGACGAUGGCGCUUCAGAGCCCGAUGCAAAUGCGGAAAGCGACCCAGACUAUGUUGACAACGUCGUUCAUUGGGAACCUGUCCCGUCAACAUCCGAUACACCAGCCAACGAGCUCCCAGGGGAAUGUUCAGGCGAUAUCCGUGCCGCCUAUCCACCUCCAAUCGGUCUACCACCACCAUCCUCUGCAACGGAAGCCGGUACCGCCCCGUUGCAGGUUGAAAGCUCGGGGAGGUUCAAGCGGCUGAAUGCACAAUUGCUUGUAGGUAGGGAUGAUGAUAUCAGUGACACAGUUGGUGCUAUCGCGAUAGACUGCUACGGGAAUAUCGCUGCUGGUUCAUCCUCAGGGGGUAUUGGCAUGAAACAUUGCGGACGAACAGGACCGGCUGCGUUGGUCGGGGUUGGCACAGCUGUCGUUCCAGUAGAGCCAAAGGAUGAAUCGGCAACCUCGGCCGCGGCGGUGACAAGCGGGACCGGCGAGCACAUGGCUACUACAAUGGCCGCGGGCUUGUGUGCAGAGCGGAUAUAUAGCAGUAUUCGAAAAGUCCCAGGCAAGCCGGGAACUUUCGAGGAAGUCACUGAAGAUGAAGCUUUGAAGGCCGUGAUCGAGAAUGAGUUCAUGGGUCAUCCCGGUGUCAAAGCGAGCCAUUGCCAUGCUGCGAUAGGAAUCAUGGCUGUCAAAAGGACAACCGAAGGGAUAGCUUUCUUUUUUGGGCAUAACACGGACUCCUUUGCCAUUGCCUCAAUGACUUCAGAUGAUCCCGAGCCGUGCUGCCUUAUGUCCCGAAACAAAGGUUACAGCAAAGUGGCACAAGGAGGACGAUAUACUAGGUUGAACAGGUAA